AUGAUUUGGAGUAAGGUCAUCCGGGGAAUUACCUUGCUUUCUCUUACUGGACCCGGAAUUGUGGGGAACCUCUUUCUACUUGCGGGACAUGCGUCCGCUUUUCUCACGAGACCCGAGAAAAAACCCAUACACCUUAUCCUCGCCCAACUGGCCUUUGCAAACACGAUCAUUCUUUGUACCAAAGGGAGCAAAGAUAUCACCGUAUCUUUUCAUCUCAGAAAUGGCCUAGGCACUGCUACUUGCAAAACUGUGUUUUAUCUGGGGAGAGUGGCCCGUGGCCUGUCCAUGUGCACCACCUGUCUCCUCAGCGUGGUCCAGGCCAUCGCCAUCAGCCCCAGGACCUCCUCGUGGAGAAAGCUCAAGCCCCACACCGCGCGGCAAGUGCUCCCCUCUCUCCUCCUCUUCUGGAUCGUGAAUUCCCUGAUAAGCUCCAACUUGCUCUCCUACAUCACAGCCUCCCAGAGCACGAACGGGUCCGGGAUCACACCGUCUGGCUCCCACCCCUAUUGCCACAUGCUGCCCUCGGGGCUGAUCGUCAGGUGGCUCUUCCUGACUCUCAUGGCGCUGCGGGACAUCAUCUCCCAGAGCCUCAUGGGCUGGAGCAGCGGGUACAUGGCUUUCCGUCUGUGCAAGCAUCGCCAGAGUGUGCUCCACCUGCGGAGCUCCGGAUUCCAGCGAAAUUCCAGCCCAGAGACGAGAGCUACGCGGAGUGCCCUCCUCCUCAUGGCCUGCUUCCUUCUCUUUUAUUGGGCAGACUUCAUUUUCUCCUUCUGCAUCGGCUCCUUCUUGACCCAUGACCACACGGCGUUAAAUACGAAACUGUUUCUAACGCUCGGUUACGCCAGUCUCAGCCCGUUUGUGCUGAUCAGCAGGGCCUCCCGCCAGCCUCCCCGCCGGAGUGCCCGCCGAGAUGUGGGGAAAGUACACCGUGCACCACCUCCUCCAGGAGCGGAGCGUUAGAUUCG
This is a messenger RNA of Prionailurus viverrinus (fishing cat), 965 nucleotides long. RefSeq names its product putative vomeronasal receptor-like protein 4. Gene Ontology annotation, molecular function: pheromone receptor activity. The coding region runs from base 1 to 960 and encodes 319 amino acids. The transcript has a single exon. Gene Ontology annotation, biological process: G protein-coupled receptor signaling pathway. The record is from RefSeq and is a predicted model, not a curated record. Gene Ontology annotation, cellular component: membrane. Lineage: Eukaryota; Metazoa; Chordata; Mammalia; Carnivora; Felidae.